UUCAAUUUCUCUCUUCUCUCUCUAUCGCUCUCAAAAAAGGGAAAAGAAAAUAAUUAUUUUCUUUUCUUUUUUCUGAUAAUUUCUUUCUCUUUAAAGAAAAAUCAAUGGCGAUUGAGAUGGAGAUUGAGCAAAAUCCAACGGUUGAGCUCUCACAAAUCGGAACGUCGGAAACUCACGGCGAAGAUUCGCCGUAUUUCGCCGGUUGGAAAGCGUACGAUGAAGAUCCUUAUAACGAGUCAACAAAUCCUUCUGGUGUUAUUCAAAUGGGCUUAGCUGAAAAUCAAGUGUCAUUUGAUUUGUUGGAGGAGUAUUUAGAGCAAAAUUCUGAAGUAGAAGCCAAUUGUUCUGGGUUCAGAGAAAAUGCUUUGUUUCAAGAUUAUCAUGGCCUUUUGUCUUUUAGAACUGCAAUGGCUAGUUUUAUGGAAGAAAUUAGAGGUGGGAGAGCCAAAUUUGACCCAAAUAGAGUUGUUUUAACUGCUGGUGCCACUGCUGCCAAUGAGCUUCUUACUUUCAUUCUUGCAAAUCCUGGUGAUGCCUUGCUUGUCCCCACUCCUUACUAUCCUGGAUUUGAUAGAGAUUUGAGAUGGAGAACUGGGGUGAAAAUUGUACCAAUUCAUUGUGAUAGUUCAAACAAUUUUCAAAUAACUCCACAAGCUUUGGAAGAGGCUUACAAUACAGCAAUGGCAAUGAAAAUCAAAGUAAGAGGAGUUUGGAUCACAAAUCCAUCAAAUCCCCUUGGAGCAACAAUCCAACGAUCCACAAUUGAAGAGAUUUUGGAUUUCGUCACACGCAAAAACAUUCACCUCGUAUCAGACGAAAUCUAUUCCGGUUCUGUUUUCUCCUCGGCCGAGUUCACAAGCGUCGCCGAGGUUUUGGAAUCCCACGGCUAUAAAAACGCCGAGCGGGUUCACAUCGUGUAUAGUCUCUCUAAAGAUCUAGGCCUUCCCGGGUUUAGAAUCGGCACGAUUUAUUCAUACAAUGAUAAAGUCGUGACGACGGCUCGCCGUAUGUCUAGCUUUACGCUGAUAUCUUCACAAACACAGCGUUUUUUAGCGUCCAUGUUGUCGAACCGGAAGUUUACUGAAAAAUAUAUUAAAAUGAACCGGGACCGGCUCAAGAAACGAUAUGAGAUGAUUAUUGAAGGGCUACGAACCGCUGGGAUUGAAUGUUUGGAAGGGAAUGCCGGUUUAUUUUGCUGGAUGAAUUUAAGCCCGUUAUUGAAAAAUAAAAAACCGACAAGGGAAGGUGAAAUUGAGAUAUGGAAUCGGAUUUUGAAGGAAGUGAAAUUGAAUAUUUCUCCCGGUUCAUCUUGUCACUGCUCUGAACCGGGUUGGUUCAGGGUUUGUUUUGCCAACAUGAGUGAAAAGACUCUUCAGGUUGCUCUUGAAAGAAUACAUUGCUUCGUGGAGAGGAUGAAGAAGGAAAAUGAAGCUAAUUAAAAUAUAUAAUUAUUAAAAUGAUUUAGUUUCUUUUUUUUUUUUUUUUUUUUAAUUUUUUACAAUGGUUUGAGAGAAAAGAAAAGGAAAAAAGAAAAAACACCAUUGUGAUUCUUUUGUGUGGACAUUACCCAUAUUUGAUAGAAAUCGGGGGUUUAUGUCUUCAUUUAUACGUCAUAUUUUAUGAUUCGAACUGAGAAAAAAAAGAAAUCCUUGUUUUCUUGCUUUUAUUAAGCAAG
Molecule: messenger RNA, 1675 nt
Organism: Benincasa hispida (wax gourd)
Lineage: Eukaryota; Viridiplantae; Streptophyta; Magnoliopsida; Cucurbitales; Cucurbitaceae
Gene: ACS7
Product: 1-amino-cyclopropane-1-carboxylate synthase 7
Biological process (GO): amino acid metabolic process; biosynthetic process
Molecular function (GO): pyridoxal phosphate binding; transaminase activity
Source: RefSeq, a predicted model, not a curated record